Pimephales promelas (fathead minnow) is the source of this 2697-nucleotide messenger RNA. The record is from RefSeq and is a predicted model, not a curated record. NCBI's taxonomy places the organism in Eukaryota, Metazoa, Chordata, Actinopteri, Cypriniformes, Leuciscidae.
ACAACCGCUACUUGCCAAUUAUUCAGAAUAAUCCUCUCUGCACACUGAGAACCACCGACAGGACCAGAGACAUGUAAACAAGGCGAAUUUCAUAGAUUUGGGCCUUUAGACUUCAGGCAAAAUCUGCAGAAAUGGGCAAGCGAGAUAACAGAGUGGCAUACUUGAAUCCAAUAGCUGCUGCCAGAGCCAGAGGACCUGCACCCAACACCGGAACCACCAUUCAGGAUUAUCUCAGCAGACCUCGGCCAUCAUGGGAGGAGGUAAAAGAACAGCUGGAAAAGAAGAAAAAAGGCUCAAGAGCCCUGGCAGAUUUUGAGGACCGAAUGAAUGAGCGAUGGAAGAAGGAACUGGAGAAGAACAGGGAGAAAGUACUUGGUGGAGGUGAAAAGAAAGAAAAGGAAAAGAAGGAGAAAAAGAAGAAGGAGAAGAAAAAGUCCAGUAGGCAUUCUUCAUCUUCCUCCUCCUCCUCAUCGAGUUCUGAUUCCUCCUCCAGUUCCCACUCAGACUCUGAAGAUGAUGAUGAUAAGAAAAAUAUGAAAAAGAAGAAAAAGAGAAAAAGAUCCUGUGCCCGGAGAGCAUCUGAUGACUCAGACACGGAGUCCGAGACUGACAGCAGGGAGUCAUCCAAGAAAAAAAGGAAGAAAAUUGAUGGAGAGAAAGUCAAGGAUGAAAAGGAUGCUCGAAGGAAGAGGAAAGCUGAAAGGAGUCAAUCUGAGUCUUCAGACGAGUCUGAUGUAGACAGAGACGCUGAGCCCAAAAAAAAGAAACACAGUAGUGAAGAAAAGGAUAAAAUUACACUUCUGGAGAUUCUAGCAGAGAUGGAAUGUGUUGGAGUCGUCAUGUUUCUUCUGACGUGCAUCUUAUUUCUCUUCGUUCCUGGUACAGACUCUGAAUACAUUUCCCUGGAGCCCACGCAUCAUGGGAAAAGGGGCGACUCUAUGCUCCUCAAAGUUGAGACUCAUUUUGAUGUUCGGAAUGUAACGUUCCAGGGGACCUGGCAUAAAACUAACCCCAGUCUCACUCAUUUGGUCACUUUCACAGAGAACUCUGUCAUCCUAAAUAUGCUGCUGAAAAACAAUAUGGUGCUCAAUUUUCCUAAUGUCUCACUAUAUUUCAAGCAUCUGGAUGAGGACACACAGGGGGAAUAUGAGCUGAAGAUCAACAUCAACUUCCCAAAAAUCUCCGAACCAGUGACUGUCACUAAAAGAGUAACGGUCACAGUCAGCGUGCCUGUGUCCGUCCCCGUCAUUAGUAAGACCCCAGAAUCAGAAAUCGUGGAAGACAGGGACAAUGUGACGCUGAGUUGCUCAGUUGAACACGGGACAAAUGUACAGUUCGAAUGGCUAAAGGACGACUUUCUUGUUGGUCCAAGUGACCGGCAUACAUUCUCACAAGAUAAUCGGACGCUUGUAAUAAACCCUGUCAAGAAAGAAGACAUCGGUCGAUACGUUUGUGUGGCGAUAAACCCCAUUAGCAGUGCGCCAAGCAAGCAGGCUGAGCUCAGUGUGUGCUAUGGGCCUUAUAACCUGGCAGUAAAUUCUGACCAAUGUCUGAAAACUGAAGGCGUGUUCACAGUGAACCCUGGGGAAAUGGUCUUUUUUGAGUGUUAUGCGGACUCGAACCCUCCCAACACCUGCGCCUGGAUCUCUAUAACAAAGAACGACACAGAGGUUAUCAUGAUUGGGCCGCGGUUUGAAGUGAAGCCGUAUGAGUUACCUCAGAGUAAAGAGUUCUUGUGUAGAGCAUUCAACAAUGUGACGAAGAAGCAGGACGAGACCAAGUUCACACUGGUGGUGGCCAAAUUUAGAGGAACUUCGAGAUAUAUGCAGGAAGGGAGUGCACUGUCUCCAUUGACUUUUAUCACAAUCUUCUCAGUCGUCAUCAUUGUGUGUAUGAUGUUUGUGCUCCUACGGAAGAGCUGCCAUCCCAAAAGAAUGAUAAAGUCCAUCUACAAGCGGCCUAUGACAGAGCAGAGAGGACUGCACCGCUCCGGUCAUGAAGAUGCAACUGAAGACUUUGGCAUCUAUGAAUUUGUCUCUAUACCUGAGAAAAUGGAUUCAACACAGGCAUCCUGCAGGUCUUUGGCUCGGCUCGAUUCAGUCAGAGAUUUGCAUACCACCAUCUAUGAUGUCAUCAGACAUGUGCCUGAAACUCCUACACUGAGUCUUCUGAAGUGAGAGCGGUGGAUAUUCACGUGUGCUCAGAUGUAAAGAUGAAAUGCAAUUUUUUUUUUGCCAUUUUUUUCUCAGUCACACAUUUAAGCACAUUUUUUGCUUUACAGUUAUUCAUUUUUACACUUACUUUUUAUACUUCCUAAAAUCUGAAAAACACAACUUGUGCUGGGCACUUAUUGUUUUUUUUUUUUUUUUUAUGGUCUUUAAAAAAUAUAUAAGAAAGAUAACUUUGAGAUUUUAUUCUGUAGCAACAACAUGCUUAAUGAAAAACUAAGAGUAUUUAUAUAUAAAUACAGUUGUCGUCUUACACCGAUUAUCUUGCAUAAUGUAAAUAUGUAUGCAUUUUGUACUUUGAAACUGUAUUGUUUGCACACUGCAGUGUAUUCUGUGAUAUUGCUCAUUACAUUUUAGAGAUGCCACAUUUCAACAGACAUCUUCUAUUUUGUUUUCUGUGUUGCACCUGUUCACAUUUUAAACAUAGAUGCAUCCAUUUGUUAUUUGAAAAUAAAAGUUUUUAAAAAUA